Messenger RNA from Fraxinus pennsylvanica, 1779 nucleotides. Lineage: Eukaryota; Viridiplantae; Streptophyta; Magnoliopsida; Lamiales; Oleaceae. The record is from the annotation of a GenBank genome assembly.
AUGGAGUUCUUCAAAAUAGCCAAGGCCGUUAGACUCAAAAGCCACUUGAACAAGUACCUAGUAGCGGAUGAUGAUCAAGUCUCCACCAGACAAAGUCAGAGCGCCGCCACCCGAAAAGGGCGGUGGACGGUGGAGCUUGUCGAAACAAACAGCCAUGUUAUCCGCCUCAAGAGCUGUCACGGCAGGUACCUUACGGCCUCGAAGGAGCCCUUUUUAUUGGGCACAACUGGAUGCAAAGUCAUGCAAACUGAUCAAGAAAAUAUGAAGGAUUUUUCUAUUGAGUGGCAACCUAUAAGGGAUGGCUUUCAAGUAAAGUUAAAGAGUUUACGGGGAACUUUUUUACUUGCUAAUGGAGGAACACCACCUUGGAGAAAUUCUAUCACACACGAUAACCCUAAUACUGGUUCAACUAAGAAUUGGAUUUUGUGGGAUGUAGAAGCUGUAGAAAUCCCAGAAGACGAAUUCUUGACUGAUUAUUUGUCGAUGGUUUCGAGUUUUUCGUCAGUUUCAGAUGAAAUUUCCGGCUUGGAUAUGUCGUCGCCGGUGCCGGAGUCUCUGGUUUCUGGCUACUCACCCUCCUUUAAGAGGUUGUCUAUGGAAAAGAAAUCCUUCAAUUUAAUCUCAAGAACACCAGCAAUGGAUCUGUUCCAGAACUCCAAGGCAGUUCGUCUCAGAAGCGUCCACGACAAGUACUUGAUAGCAGAAGAAGACGAAGAGUCAGUGAGCCAAGAACGAAACGGAUCUUCCAAGAACGCGAAAUGGACAGUAGAACUUGUCGAAAAUUCCGACAACAUAAUCCGUCUCAAAAGUUGUUAUAACAAGUAUUUAACUGCCUCAAACCAGCCGUUUCUGCUGGGCAUGACCGGCCGAAAAGUUCUUCAAACGCUUCCGGGCCGACUCGAUUCGUCGGUCGAGUGGGAGCCCAUCAGAGAAGGCAAUUCAGUGAAGCUGAAAACGAGAUACGGCCAGUUCUUACGGGCAAAUGGGGGGCUGCCGCCGUGGCGAAAAUCGGUUACGCAUGAUAUUCCUCACAGGACCGCCACCCAGGAUUGGAUUUUGUGGAAUGUGCAUGUGGCUGAGAUAUUGGUGGCGCAGUCACCUGUGGCGGCGGCGUCGGUGCCACCACGUUUGGUUGAUCACUCGGAUUCUUUUGCUUCGGAUUCUAGUUCGCCUUCUACUCAUUCCUCAAUGUCUGCUAGCUUUUCUGGACCAGAGUCAAAUGAUUCCGUGGCAAGUUCGCCAUCAAAUGGGAGCCAUGGCAGGAUGAUGUACUUUCAUAUGGCUAAUGAAUAUGGGGAGAUCGAUGAGGGCUUUGAGGAGCUUGGCAUCUCAUUUAAGGGAAAUGGAGUUCAAGAAUUGACGAAGAGACUCGAGGAGCACUUCCUCCAAGUAAUUCAACUAUGCAUGUCAUUGUGGUUCCGACCUCAUAACAAGAAGCUCAAGCUUUGGGAAGAACUGGAACGCCAUUGUAGAAGAAAUUCAGAAUAUAUGGCAAUUUCGCUCUACACAAAUGAAAUGCUGCACAUUUUGUACAUACGCCUUCAUUCCUUUCGCAAUGCUUUCUUGAUCUUGAGUCGACUUUCAUCUGUCGAAGUUUUGAAUUCACAAAACAAUUGCAAAUGCAUUCGAGUGUUGGAUUUAAUAUGCACAUCUGAAAUUGCAUUUGCUUCAUAUUUUGUCGCAGAAGUUUUCUGUAUCAUUUUGCGGAAGUUACAGUUGAUGAGUUUGUCGUCUCGCAAAAGCCCAAGAAACUGGGAGAAAUAUGAAAUUUUAUAUUAA